Amoebophrya sp. A25 is the source of this 1028-nucleotide messenger RNA. The record is from the annotation of a GenBank genome assembly. Lineage: Eukaryota; Dinophyceae; Syndiniales; Amoebophryaceae.
AUGAGUACUGCGGGAGUUCAUCCUCUGUCCUCUGAAAAUCAAAACCUCAACAUCAACACUUCGCGUCGAACUUAUGACCUGUACAACUAGGAAUAUGAUAUGCUGGCUCCUGUAGAACUUGUACACGAAUCAUCACAUGAUAAUGUUCAUUUUCUUACACGACAUACUUACAUCAGUUGCACUAAAACUAUGCAAUAUUGUCUCUUAGAUGUUCUUGGUUACUAUGUUGAACUCUGAUGUUGACAGGGACACACAGAUUGCAUCUUGUCGUCUUCUAAUAAGUUUUUGUUCCAAUCGGAGGUAACAUCAAGAGCACGGUGGAGACGGAUGUUCUCGAUGUUCCAGUCCUCGAUGCGACGAACUUGGUGAUACCAAAUCUCCUAUUGGGGGAUCCUGUGCAGGCACUCGUGGUAGGCCCAGAGGGUACACUACUCUUAAGGCCGUCAACGUACAUUUAAUCUUUAGCCGAAGGACCGACAAGGAGCCACGAACAAGACCAUGGAUGUGAUUAACAAAAGUCCUAAUUUGAUUGCAGGUGAUAUUGCCUCUACUAGCUGCACUGGCGUAUCACAAAUUCAAGAGUAGGAACGGAAAAAAAUACGGAACAAUAGCCAGAGCUAAAGAGUAGAUAUUUCUCGUCUACAUCAGGUGGAAGUAAUUACGAACUUCAUCUACUUCUAGCAAGUGUAGUAAUUAUGGUGAACGCUAAUAAUGCCUCCCGUCUACCAGGAAGGCAUCGAGCCAGCACCACUAUUGGUCUACGAAGAAGAACAGGAGGACGAGGACAACAUACCUCUAGACGAAGAUGUGGAAGAAAAUGUAGAGCCAGAGGGACGGGUCGACGUGAGGGACGACAGUGCUGCAGGUGUGGCUGUAGAGCCAGAUGUAAUCCUAGUCAAAGAAGGCAGUGUAGUUGAUGUGGACACCAGAAAAGUACUGGAGGUCGCAGCGGGUGAAGAAGCGUUAGAGGGCCUUGAAGAGCGCCAACAAACGCGACAGGUAGAGGUCGCAGCGGGUGAAGAAGCGUU